CUAGUAGACGAGGCGGGGGUGAUUAGCUGUUCGUCCCGUGUCCCGUUGCUCGCCCACGCCACGCCGCACGCGGACAAAACCGCAUUCUCUCUCUCUCACUACACUCCUCCCCCACACUCUCCUCUCCUCUCUCCCUCUCGCAGCCACAGCACAGCGCAGCACUGGCCGCCUAAUCUCUCCGCACUCUCUCCCCUCGCCGCUCCCUCCACUGCCGCUUCGUCUCGGCCGACGACCUCGUCGUCGUCGUCGUCGUCGUCCUCGUGUUCGCCGGUCGCCGCGCCGACGCGGAUCGCCGUGCCGCUGUCCAGUGCGAGAGCGCAGGCAGGCAGGCAGGCGCAGUGCCAGCAAUUUGCCUCCCUCACCAGGGGCACAUCUACAUGUGGAGUUCAUUCCCAUAAAAGAGGAUGCACAUGGUAUACCUCACCCAUGACCUCUGUAAUAAGCUGCGGUGAUCUUUAUAUGCUUCACCAACUGGUGAAAAAUGGGCUCUUUUCUGAGAAAACAGCCCAGUUUCCUCUUAAUUUUGUUAAUUCUGCACCUUGGUGCUCGUGAAGCAAGAGCACUAAGUUCAGAUGGUGAAGCACUUCUUGCCUUCAAGAAGGCAGUUACAACUUCUGAUGGGAUAUUUCUCAACUGGCGUGAACAAGAUGUGGAUCCUUGCAAUUGGAAGGGUGUUGGAUGUGACUCUCACACCAAGAGAGUAGUUUGUCUGAUUCUUGCAUAUCACAAGUUAGUUGGGCCCAUACCUCCAGAAAUUGGAAGGUUAAAUCAGUUGCAAGCUCUAUCACUGCAAGGGAAUAGCUUGUAUGGCUCACUCCCUCCAGAAUUGGGAAAUUGUACCAAGUUACAACAACUCAGGUAUCUACAAGGAAAUUAUUUAAGUGGGCAUAUCCCUUCAGAGUUUGGUGAUCUGGUGGAACUUGGUACACUGGACUUAUCCAGCAAUACGUUGAGCGGAUCGAUUCCACCCUCUCUUGAUAAGCUGGCCAAGCUUACAUCAUUCAAUGUUUCCAUGAAUUUCCUGACAGGAGCAAUACCAUCUGAUGGUUCACUUGUGAAUUUUAAUGAAACUUCCUUCAUCGGGAACCGUGGUUUAUGUGGGAAGCAGAUUAACUCGGUGUGCAAAGAUGCACUUCAGUCACCAUCAAAUGGCCCUCUGCCACCUUCCGCAGACGACUUCAUCAAUAGAAGAAACGGGAAGAAUUCUACCAGACUUGUUAUAAGUGCAGUAGCAACAGUAGGAGCUCUUCUGUUGGUCGCUUUGAUGUGUUUCUGGGGUUGCUUUCUGUACAAAAAUUUUGGAAAGAAAGAUAUUCAUGGUUUCAGGGUGGAGCUAUGUGGAGGCUCUUCCAUUGUGAUGUUCCACGGGGACCUCCCUUACUCCACUAAAGAAAUCCUCAAGAAACUAGAGACCAUGGAUGAUGAGAAUAUCAUUGGAGUAGGGGGCUUCGGGACGGUUUAUAAACUUGCAAUGGAUGACGGUAAUGUUUUUGCAUUGAAAAGGAUAAUGAAAACAAAUGAAGGGCUUGGUCAGUUCUUUGAUAGAGAACUUGAGAUACUGGGAAGUGUUAAGCAUCGUUAUUUGGUCAAUCUCCGUGGCUAUUGCAAUUCUCCCUCAUCAAAGCUAUUGAUAUAUGACUAUCUUCCAGGUGGAAACCUAGAUGAGGUGCUACAUGAAAAAUCUGAACAGUUGGACUGGGAUGCACGUAUUAACAUAAUACUUGGAGCUGCAAAAGGCCUGGCUUAUUUGCAUCAUGAUUGUUCACCUCGAAUAAUACAUCGUGAUAUUAAAUCGAGCAACAUCUUACUAGACGGCAAUUUUGAGGCUCGUGUAUCAGACUUUGGACUCGCAAAGCUAUUAGAGGACGACAAAUCCCAUAUUACUACAAUAGUUGCAGGAACAUUUGGCUAUCUUGCACCAGAGUAUAUGCAAAGUGGCAGAGCCACCGAAAAGACUGACGUCUACAGUUUUGGAGUUUUGCUACUUGAAAUACUAAGCGGAAAACGACCUACUGAUGCAUCAUUUAUUGAAAAGGGAUUGAACAUUGUUGGAUGGUUGAAUUUCCUGGUCGGUGAGAAUCGGGAGAGGGAAAUUGUCGAUCCAUAUUGUGAGGGAGUGCAGAUUGAGACCUUGGAUGCUCUACUUUCUCUUGCUAAACAAUGUGUAAGUUCUUUGCCAGAGGAGCGGCCUACAAUGCACAGGGUGGUACAGAUGUUGGAGUCGGAUGUAAUUACACCAUGCCCCAGUGAUUUCUACGAUUCAGAAUAGGCUUCGACUUACGGCUGCUCUUGAAAACGCCACACUGCCGCUGGUUUUCCUGUGGAGGCACAUUCCAUUUAUUCUUUGCAGAUUAUGUAAAUUCAUUCCUGCGGUGUUCGGCUCCAAUCGGCUAGCUCAAUGGGGAGGACAUUUUUGUGUCUAUGUAUCUAUGCUACGUACAAAUUAUUACUACUACAUGUCAAGUUAAUAAGAAACUUACCAGGAGAUUACUGUACUUGUAUUGAACUGUCAAUCUCGGAAGAAUGGAAAUGGUAGGGAUUAGGGAUGCCAAGUUUCCUGAA
Messenger RNA from Oryza sativa Japonica Group (Japanese rice), 2562 nucleotides. RefSeq names its product LRR receptor-like serine/threonine-protein kinase FEI 1. The record is from RefSeq and is a predicted model, not a curated record. Lineage: Eukaryota; Viridiplantae; Streptophyta; Magnoliopsida; Poales; Poaceae. Gene Ontology annotation, biological process: protein phosphorylation. Gene Ontology annotation, molecular function: ATP binding; protein binding; protein kinase activity.